This is a messenger RNA of Ambispora gerdemannii, 243 nucleotides long. The record is from the annotation of a GenBank genome assembly. Lineage: Eukaryota; Fungi; Glomeromycota; Glomeromycetes; Archaeosporales; Ambisporaceae.
AUGAACGUUGAAGGAAAACUUGACGAUUUUACUCAAAUCCGGCGAGGAUAUGGAAAACUUGAUCGUAAUGCUACAUUUCAGGAGUUGCUGCAAAGUAUUCUUGACUAUCGGGAUACAGGAAACUCAAGAGAACGAACACUUGAAGCGAUGGAUGAAAUGAGCAUAAAGGGAUAUACUAAUUCUCCUAUUAAACAUUACCAUAAACACCCAGUAGCGUUGGGGGAUGCUCAAAAUAGUUAUUAA